ACCACAAUUAACAAUAGCAACAGCAAUAACUUAUUUACAUCGGUUUUAUAUGCGUCGAACCCUCUAUCUUGAUCAUCAUUUCGACGUUGGUGGUGCAUGCGUCUUGCUCGCAUGCAAGACUGAAGAAUCAAUAAGAAAAGUUCGAGAAAUAGCUAUUUCGUGUGCGAAAAGCGCCACGAAAAAUAGGCGUUUAACGGACGAGGGUGAAUUUGAGAAAUGGGGUCAUACUAUUACUAAGAAAGAAGUUCUUGUCUCCACAGUCUUAUGCUUCAAUUAUAAUAUACUCCAUCCUUAUGUUCCAAUG
Molecule: messenger RNA, 304 nt
Organism: Dentiscutata erythropus
Lineage: Eukaryota; Fungi; Glomeromycota; Glomeromycetes; Diversisporales; Gigasporaceae
Source: the annotation of a GenBank genome assembly